Molecule: messenger RNA, 1298 nt
Organism: Phymastichus coffea
Lineage: Eukaryota; Metazoa; Arthropoda; Insecta; Hymenoptera; Eulophidae
Exons: 7
Coding region: 211-1212 (333 amino acids)
Source: RefSeq, a predicted model, not a curated record
AAAUUCUCCGUAAAGCGUACCCCGGCCACAGUGCGCUUCGUUCCUCGUCAUCCUGUACGCAAACGCGUAUUUUUCUCACGGCUCUGAGAUGUUAUAGAAGGUUCGUCUCGCUUCGACGUAUCGAGGGUUACAUUGAACGAUCUUAACGGACUCGAACUAACCUAAUUGGCAAUUGGAAGCAAGUAAAAUUGGUUGCAUCUGACAAAAACAAUGUGUGCAACAAAAUCAUCAUCUGACGAAGAGACACCGACUGCGCAAGAUACAAAUUCGAUCACUAUAAAGAAGCCAAAUUUUCUCAGAAAAAAGAGAACAUUGCCAUUUGAGCUUCGAUUGCUCAAGCAAAUGCAACACGACCGCCGCAAAAAACUGCAGGGUGAACAGUAUGAUGAUAUUUGUGAUCACAUAUCGGUGAUCGAAAUGGAAUUAUCGGAGGUGAAUGAGCUUCUUGGUGAAGAUAUUGAAACAAAUGUCAAACAGGAACUGGCCUCGGAUUAUAAUCUUUCUAAGUGCAGACCGGCUGAGUCUCUAUUAAGUGAAAUACGUGCCCAGCAAAACUGCUCUUCUUCAAAUUUAUCAAGGGAUAAAUGUAAUUUUGACUUCGACGAGUAUGACAAUAUAGAAAUAGUAAUGAACUACGACGCGGACGAAAGUUGCACCGAAACUGAUGCUGUGAUUUUUGCAGGCCCAUCAAGUACGUCGCAAGAAGAAACAUGUCUCGUUACGGAAAAGAAAGAGACAUCUCAAGAUAAUGAACACGUGGAACCGAAUGAUGCUGACGCGGAAAAUCACGAGAAAUUUGAUACUGAUACGUCAAAUGAUGAAAGAGAAUUGUCAGCGUAUGAACAAUAUAAUCGAGCCUUAAAACCAUGGAAUCGUCAAGUUUUCGAAAUAGAACAAAUACUUAGGCGCAAAUACAAAAUUCAAGGGACGGUCAUUGCAUCUUCGUCACGGAUUCAAAAUUUUAGAAAUCUUCUAAUCAAUAUUAAGAAAAUACAUCAGUUAUUACUAGAGCCAAAGGAAUUGAAGAACGUGAAACAUUAUGCAGAACUACAGGCCAGAGUUGCCAUUACGAAAACGAUGGAAACCUGCAAUUUUCGGCCGUUUAAUUACCUCAGUGAGAAAAGUAUUCUCAUUUUGAAGCAAGCUGAUAAAGAACUGGCUGAAUUCCAGUAUAUAUUGUAUAAAUCCAAAAUGGAUCUUUUGAAAGGGUGACCUUUUUCAUCUUAUACCAAAUACGAUCUGAAUUGUUUCUCAGAAUUGAAAAAGAUUUUUUAUGAUAGAAGUAAGAUAAUAUGUAG